Pieris rapae (cabbage white) is the source of this 2030-nucleotide messenger RNA. Its product is annotated as EF-hand calcium-binding domain-containing protein 14. The record is from RefSeq and is a predicted model, not a curated record. NCBI's taxonomy places the organism in Eukaryota, Metazoa, Arthropoda, Insecta, Lepidoptera, Pieridae. The transcript has 6 exons. The coding region runs from base 247 to 1161 and encodes 304 amino acids.
AGUUUUUAACUUUUCAUAUUUAAUUUUUGAGUUUGGAUUUGGAUAGUUUUGGUUAACUUGAGAUGUUUAUAAUUCUUAAUUAUACAUUUUAUUAUUGUGUAUAUAUAUAAAGUUGAGAAAAUUUAUCAGACAUUAAUACCUACUUACCAUUACUUUACCUAAUAUUUUUAAAUGGUCAAUAGGUUAUAACUAAAGACUAGAAAAUUUGCAUCUCAAUGUUCAAGGAAUGUUUAUUUCUGACGAACAAUGUCAAAAGUUAACAAAGAAAACUUUCGUCUCCUGGACUUAUCCAGUGACGAAGAUUCUGAAGAUUUACAGUUAGAAAUAAUACCAAAUAGGAAAAAGAAAAUGUCAAGGAAAGAACGUAACCGAGUUGUUCAACCUCGAGUGGUUGAAACAAGUUUAGGUAAUGAGGUUCAUUGCGUUUUAUGCUGGGCAACUAGAGGAACAUUGGUGUUAUGGCUACUUAUGCUAACAUGGAUCUGUGCAUCACUAUAUGACCAAGUCACUACUAUGAAAGUUGACAUAGCUAAAGUAUCAACGAUAGGUGGUAACGUGAACGAUGACUUACAACUCUGUCACACAAGCUUCAAGGAGCUGAAGAAAAACGCGAGUGCCUUGCAAGAGAGGCUCGAAAAGUUGGAGAUGGCGCAUCAGGCGCUGACAAUACAGAUGAAUAAGACAGCGAGUGAACUAAUGUCUGUGUCGGAACAGCUGUCGGCGGCGCCGAAACUGGUCGAUACUCCGCGGAGGAUAGCAGAGUUGCAGAGAACUGUCGCUGACUUUGGUUCGCAGAUCAAAGGCUUCGACAGCUCAAUAUCGUCAGCUCAUAAGCAGGCUCUUACAGCAACCUCAGGUGUUGAGGAGUUGAAGAGUUACUUGGUACACCUGGAAGAGAGGACCAACGACACGAUAGCUAACGUGUCGGAAAAUGUCAAAUUGGACGAAAGCCUUAAGGAACAGAUAGCGGUUUUGAAUACAACGCUUAUGAGUCGAUUGGAUGGACUGCAAAGCAUAAUUGAUGAAAUUAAUAAGCCAAAAGAGGUUUCAGCGAUUCCAAUGGCACCACCGAGCGCUGUACCCGGUCUCACAUCUACCACAACGAUAGCGGGUCCCGUGAAACCCAGAGUUCUGGAAAUGAAGGAGCCGGCGUCGAGUUAAGAAAUUGCUCAGUUGUCACAAGUACAGUUGCGUCCACGCUACAUACGAGAUAUUUUUGUAUAUUGGUGAAGCGGAAAUGUUUGGGCUCAAAGGUCAAAAAUAUUGUUAAAAUUUAAAAUUGAAUUUUAAUUGGGUCGUUUCUCUCUCAAAUUGUAAUGAGACCAGUGCUUUAGUUAGAAGUUAUUUUUUUAUAAAGAGUAUUUGUAAACGUAAUGCCUCAAACGGUUUGUUGUCACGUUUAUUUACGUUAAGAGUGAUAAGGACGGAGCAUUUAAAACUUGAAAGUUUUUUGAUGCUAUGUAUGCAUAUUGGACUGUAUGGAUUGAAAUUAAUGUACAUUGGAACAGGGCCGGUACUCUGUAAUUUCCAAUUGCGAUUUAGAUAGCAUUAUAUCAGAACGAAAUUGCAUACAAAAGCAAGUUACAGGGUACCAGCGCUGAGGGUACUGGGAUCUACAUCAGACCAGUCAAACAACAAGUUAUUGGCAGCGUAUUUGUAAAAUUGUAUGUCAGAAAUCCUUCAAUUUCCUAGUUCCUAAUACUCCAGCGAAAUUUGUAUGCCAUUUAAUUUUAAAUAUUCAUCGAAACGAAGUAUUAUUGUGUUUGAUAGCAUCUUUCUUAUUUUCCUUAAACAUAUAUAUACAUUGCUUAUAUAUAAGGAUACAACCCAGCCACAAUAUUGUGUUGAUGAGAUGAAAAUCUCUUUAACAUUGGAUACUGUACUUGAUAAUUUGGUAUUCCAUAACCAAAAUUUAGCGUAGACGCCUGAUUCACGUAUAACAUAACAAAAACUGUCUUGUCUUCUAGUCUGAAAAUAUUUAUGACCACAUUUAAUAUUAUUUUUUUAAGUUAUAUCCUUGCCAUCUUGCG